AUUCAUAAUGGUUAUUUUAUCCUUCAUCAGUAAUGCUCUUGUUGUUACUCUUGCUUCCAUGUCUCUGGACAACUAUAAUAGCUGAUCGAAUUGAGCUCCAAUCUGCACGUGUAACCAACUGGGGGGAUUGGCAAGAAUGGAAAAGGUGCCGCGAUGGUCAGUUUGUUCACGCCGUCAAUCUGAAGUACGAACAACGUCAGCACAGUGGAGACGAUACAGCUCUUAACGCAAUUGCUCUUUUCUGUAAGAAUAUUGGAGGUGAUUUCAACAAACAAAAUGAGAUCAAAAGUGGCGAGGGGGCAUGGGGUGAGUGGCAAGGCGACAACAUUUGCCCGAACAACUUGUUGAUUAUUGGAUUCGCUCUACAAUCAAAUCCGGAUGAAGGAAAGGGUGACGAUGUUGGCGCCAACAACUUUGCAGCGUUUUGCGGACCACCACACGGUGCCAGAAAUAAGGACAUUGAACUUUUAGGCAAUGCCAUGAGUUGGGGUACCUGGACAGGAGAUCAUUUUUGCCCUGAUGGUUUUGCAGUUUGUGGAAUUCAGACGCAAAUCGAACGAAGCCAGGGUGGGAAUGGAGAUGAUACUGCAUUGAACAAUGUGAACAUAGAGUGUUGCCGAAUUCCUUGAGAACAUUCAUUAAAACAUUUGAAAUCUUUUUUUGAAUACAAUAAAAACAAAAUACUCUU
This is a messenger RNA of Caenorhabditis elegans, 688 nucleotides long. It is a transcript of the gene vmo-1, whose product is annotated as Vitelline membrane outer layer protein 1. The coding region runs from base 33 to 629 and encodes 198 amino acids. The transcript has 3 exons. Lineage: Eukaryota; Metazoa; Nematoda; Chromadorea; Rhabditida; Rhabditidae. The record is from RefSeq and is marked reviewed.